AUGUCUCCGUCACUCAGCGCAGUUUCCCUCACGGCCCUUGUUGCGGCUGCCCAAGGAGUUAGGGGCGCGUACUACCCCUCCGCGAAGUACGCAGCGCUCGAGCAUCUGCUGGUCGACUCCACCGGCCACAAUGCGAAUACAUUCUACAAAGCCGUGACGCCCUGCGGCAAUUACGUCUCGGAGAACAGCACCAAGACGGGCAGGGUCACCUCUGCGCAAUGGAUGCGAGUUGCCUUCCAUGACUUCGCCACCGCCGAUGUCGCCGCCGGUACGGGAGGCUUGGACGCAAGUAUUGUCUUCGAGUACACUCGCCCAGAGAACUCGGGGCAGGCCUUCCCCGACAGCUUCAACUACUGGAAGUACUACGUCGGCGCUCAGACGAGCUUUUCCGACAUAAUCGCGUUGGGCACGGUCGCCGCUAUCUCGUCUUGCGGUGGGCCGCAGCUGGUGUACAGCGCCGGUCGUAUUGAUGCGACUGCCGCCGGCCAAUUCGGCGUCCCCGAACCUGACGAGGGCCUCACCGACACCCUUGCACGGUUCGCCGGAGCGGGUAUAUCGCAGACCGAUGCGAUCAAGCUCACUGCCUGUGGUCACACGGUUGGUAGCGUUCACCACGCUGGUUUCCCGCUCGUCGUCGGGACGGACGCUGUCAACGCCAACAACACCCAAGGCGGCAUCAACAUGGACACCACCGGUACCACCUAUGAUAACAGGAUUGCGCAGGAGUACGUGGCUGGCACGACCAAGAACCCGCUGGUCACGUCUUUCAAUGUCUCCCAGCGCUCAGACUUGCGCCUGUUCUCUUCCGACAAUAACGCGACGAUGUCCACAUUGGCCGAGUCGAGCAGCCUCUUCGCCUCUGAGUGCAAGCGCCUCACUACGCAGAUGCUGAACACCGUUCCCAGCGGUGUAUCCCUAACCGAGAUCACGCCCAUCGCCGUGAAGCCGGUCAAUGUUACUCUCACCGUCAACUCUGCGGGAACCGUGACCUUCUCCGGUGCUAUCCGCGUAAGUAGCGAGUGA
Messenger RNA from Punctularia strigosozonata HHB-11173 SS5, 1023 nucleotides. RefSeq names its product heme peroxidase (gene APX-CCP1). Gene Ontology annotation, molecular function: peroxidase activity; heme binding. Gene Ontology annotation, biological process: cellular response to oxidative stress; hydrogen peroxide catabolic process; response to reactive oxygen species. Bases 1 to 1023 code for a protein of 340 amino acids. The transcript has 4 exons. The record is from RefSeq and is a predicted model, not a curated record. Lineage: Eukaryota; Fungi; Basidiomycota; Agaricomycetes; Corticiales; Punctulariaceae.